UUCUUUUUUUUUUUAGUGAAUAUAUUGACGAGUCAGAGAGAAAAUGUUCUCUCUUUUAUUUUGAAAUUUAUCCUGUAUUAAUCUGAAAAGCCAGGUUUGGACGAGCGCUUAUGACGUCGGGUCUUCACAUAUGUACGUCAUUUGUCUCAAAAGUUGGUGAGACGCUUCGUGAAACUUAAGGCACCAACAUAAUUUGUCGUAUUAUUUCUACUACUUAGUUUUAAUUUACAGUAUUUAUGUUACAUCACCUUCCUACUGUUAAGCUGCCGCCUUGGUUUAAUCUAAACUAUUUCACAGUUAACUUUGCGUCAGUAGCGGCUGCGAUACGUUGUAGUAUUUUAAAGCCAGCUGUCAACUUUUCAUCCCCGCUAUGCCAUCAGCCGAAGCUCAACAACAACGAGAAUGACGCCGCAGGAGCAUAAACACUGGCUGAAUGUGGAUGUGACGUAAGGAGCGGGAAACAGCUGUGACAUCAUGGACGGCAGAAGAAGACUGUUUACCUCCGGCGACAGCGCCUUUCUGCGAGCUGACGACGGCUCGGCUACACUGUGGCACAGCACUCCAGUUAAAGAGAAAGGUAGAGGUUCUCCACUUGAUGGCAAACAGCCACGUGGUCCAAACAGAGGUUCACCAACACAGUGGGUCCAGAGUUCUGCUGGAGUCCCAAUAGAUUCCUGCUGUGGUCACAAUGUUCAAGGUGCUGAGGAGCUUCCUGUGAAAGACCCGAGUAGCUCCACCAUCCAGAGGCAGAGGAGGGAGCUCCAGCUCCUGAUGGCCGAGCUGAAGGACAGAGAGCGAGAGCUGAACGCCAUGUCGGCUUCCCAUCAGAGACAGCACCAGGCCUGGGAACAAGACCGUGAGACUGCGCUGGUGCUGGAGCGGAGGUGUUCUCGUUUGGAUGAUGAGUUGCAGAGGUCCAACGAGGUGAUCAGUGUCCUGACUAAACAUGUGUGGGUUGUGGAAAGCAGAGAGAAAGAGGCGCAGAUGCAGCUAGGCGACGCUAAGCAGCUGCUGUGUGAGCUGGAAAAGCAGCAGCAGCAAGUCAGUCAAAAGUGUCAGGACUACGAGGCAAAGAACCAGAGCCUCAGCUCCGCUGUCAUGGCUCUGUCCACACAAGUUGGUUCUCUGCAGGUCCGAGAGGAAGAACUGAGUUCAAUGCUCAAGCUAAAAGACAAAGACGUGGUCGAAGCCUCGGGUCGUAACCUGGAGCUGUCGGCGAGGCUCCAGGACCUGGAGACGUCGUUGGCAGAGAGUCGCUCUCAGGAGAACAAGCUGCUGAGAGACUUGGAGGAAAUGAAGCGGCGUUACAGAGAAGCUAAGCACGAGGUCUCCCAGCUCAGAGCGGAGCUGCAGCAGCAGGUGAGUCAGAGCAGCAGGCAGAGAGAGGAGAUCAUCCGUCUGAAGCAGGAGCUGCAGCUGCUCCACACGGACCUGGCCCUGACUGACGAGGGCGAGAGCUGGAAGGACGAGCUGCUGGAGCUGUCUCGCUCCAAGCAGGAGCGCAUCAUGUCGGAGCUGCUCUGCCUGCAGCAGGUGUGUGAGAACCAGAGGAGUGACCUGCAGCUGCUGCGGCUGAACCAAGAACGAACACAGAGAGCUCAGAGGGAAACACACCAUCAGCAAUUACCUAGCAGGCAGGACGAAUCGGCCUGUAACUAUGACGACGUUCACUCCCUGAAGAACCUGAGACGUGAUCUUGAAACCUCACCAGCAGUUGGCGUUCAUGACUCCAACAGCAAACCUGAAGGCUUUCCAGCAAACACGACGGAUGUUGCCGAUCAGCUGUCAGCAUGUUCUCUACAGCAGCCGUUGGGCAACUCCAGGCUGCUUCCAGGAGAUCCUGAAAGCAGCAGCAGCUUGAGACGUCGCGUCUCCACAGGUUGUAAUUCCAGCUGUGGGACCGCUCAGCCACACACAGCCCACCACCACCAGAACACCACGAUACCCAAGGUACAGAGAGGGUGUGACAACCUGGAUGGCGUAAAAGCUCCUCUAAGUCUGGGCGUGUAAAGAUGAAACCGCUUUGUUUUCCCC
This is a messenger RNA of Poecilia reticulata (guppy), 2034 nucleotides long. It is a transcript of the gene ccdc62, whose product is annotated as coiled-coil domain containing 62. NCBI's taxonomy places the organism in Eukaryota, Metazoa, Chordata, Actinopteri, Cyprinodontiformes, Poeciliidae. The record is from RefSeq and is a predicted model, not a curated record.